Messenger RNA from Oncorhynchus nerka (sockeye salmon), 1042 nucleotides. Its product is annotated as leukocyte receptor cluster member 8 homolog. Gene Ontology annotation, cellular component: nucleus. The record is from RefSeq and is a predicted model, not a curated record. The transcript is spliced from 7 exons. Lineage: Eukaryota; Metazoa; Chordata; Actinopteri; Salmoniformes; Salmonidae. Bases 280 to 945 code for a protein of 221 amino acids.
CUAAUGCAACUGCCAUUUUGUUUUUCAAUUGAAGAUCCACUGCAGCUAUGGUUGUUCUUGUGAAAAUGGCAUUAUUCGACGUUUAGAUAUUGCCUUAUAGUGUGUUUUUUCCUUAAAUUUAAAGACGGUCUUGUUGAAAAGUAGUGGAUGGUAGUGUAAAAGACCAACUUUCCUUGUAUAUUGUGAUUUAAUUGUUCUUGUUUACGUUAGGGUCUUCUGGCCGACGACGUUCUAUUAGAUUGGUACUGUAGCUAGCUAGCUAGUUAUCUCGGUGGCAAAAUGGCGGCGAAUACGACCCAGACAGCUCCAGCUGCUAACUGUCUACAUAUAACGAUAUCUAGGCUUUAUAUGGACCGAUUUAAUCGAAAUAAAGACCCAAAUAGUGUUUAUGGGACAUCUAGGAGUGCCAACAAAGAAGAUGGUGAAAGGUCGUAUGACGCAGCAGCAGGUCGAGAGGGCCAGACAGUCUCGGAAAACCCAGAGUGGGAGAAGGCCAGACAGGCACUGGCCUCCAUUAGCAAGACCCAGAGCGCCACCAAGACCGCUCAGGCCAACCGGACCACAGCACAGGCUGGUCAGUUUCAGCCUGUAGUAACUGAGUCAACAGCCAUACAGCAGCAGCAACAGCAGCAGUACUACCAACAGUGGUACCAACAGAACCAGCAGCAGCCGUAUCCUGGGUACACCUACCCCUACAAUUACUACUAUCCUAUGGCGCCGGGCCCCUAUGGUGGUGGUAGCGGCUAUCCUCAGGGCCAGUAUGGUGUACCUCCAGGACCUUACCCUUCUCCCACCACUCCAACUGGACAGGCAUCCCUAAUUAUCUCACACUGUCAGCCUCCAUCCCUGCCCGUGAUGGAUGACCAGUCCUCCAGCUACCCCUCUCAGCCCCAACCCCCUCCUCCUGCUGCCCCUCAACCACCCCCAGAGCCCCACCAGCUCUGAGCAGCCCCCACCCCCCUCCCCCAGCCAUCCCUCCCAACUCCCAGUACCCCUUCCUCCAGGGCAGAACUCCUACAACCCCAACAACCCCAUGCCCUAC